Molecule: messenger RNA, 4873 nt
Organism: Colossoma macropomum (tambaqui)
Lineage: Eukaryota; Metazoa; Chordata; Actinopteri; Characiformes; Serrasalmidae
Gene: midn
Product: midnolin
Exons: 8
Coding region: 214-1842 (542 amino acids)
Cellular component (GO): nucleus
Molecular function (GO): protein binding
Source: RefSeq, a predicted model, not a curated record
CUCGUCUGUUAAGUCACAGCGAGCCGAGCAAGCAGGCUGGAAACGAGCCGGAAUACCGGCGUUCAUACGGACUGAUAUAAGAGGGAAAGCUGCUCAACCACAUCGGCAUCGUGACGCUGAUUUAUAACACUGCAGCCAUUUGUGGACAGAGUGGAUAUAGGCUGUUGUCUUGGAUCUGUGCGAGUUACAGUUUAGCAGAUUUCCACUCAAUACAUGCCAAAACUGGGGAAUCUUGAGGAUUGUGAAACUUUGUCGCGGAACUUUGAGGUUUUCGCCACUAUAAUUGGCUACCGAAUGGAGCAGCAGCCGAGCGCGCGGAGUUGCGCGAGCCGCGGAGCUCCGUCUUGCGAGGCCGUCCCGGGCGAGCCGCCUAUCAGUUUGCACAUUCAGUCCACGACGGGCACGCGCUUCGAGCUGUCCCUUCCGGCCGAGGAGACGGUGGAAGGGCUGAAGAGGAGACUGUCUCAGAGACUGAAGGUGCCCAAAGAGAGACUCGCUCUGCUGCACAAAGAGACGCGCCUGAGUUCAGGGAAACUUCAGGAUUUGGGCAUUACAGACGGGAGCAAGUUGACUCUCGUCCCGACGGUUGAAGCAGGUCUAAUGUCUCAAGCAUCAAGACCCGAGCAGUCAGUGAUGCAGGCCUUGGAGAGUCUGACAGAAACGCAGGUCAGCGACUUCCUGUCUGGCCGUUCUCCUUUGACCCUGGCCCUUCGAGUAGGCGAUCACAUGAUGUUUGUCCAGCUGCAGUUGGCAGCGCAGCACUCGGGCAGCCAGCAGUUGCAGCACCAGCACCUCAUUUCACGUGGGACCUCAGAAGGCACGACGGGACACUCGGCAGGGGCCGUGGGUUCUGCUGCUCGAGUCUCGCACAGCCCCCAUCCACACCCACACCUGCACCCACACCCACAUCAACACACUCACCCCCACCAUCGGCACACAACACUCCCACCCAGCCCUGCAGCCUUUACUCCCUCCCCUUCUGGCCACUCUGUGCCCCUCAUGUACCCCACCUCAGCCUCCAGACACUGCAGUACCCCGCCCUGUCCCUCACCUCUACCGGAUGGCCUCCUCCGCUCCCAGCAGCCCCCAUCAGCCUGCCCCAGCUCCCCGAGCAGCCCCAGCCCUGCUGCCCCCUGUCCAGAGGCAAACUGCACUGCUAAGACUGCCAGCAACUGCAAUGCUCCCUCGCGCUCCCGCAAACCAGGUGCUAUCAUCGAAAGCUUUGUCAACCACGCUCCGGGAGUUUUCUCUGGAACAUUUUCAGGCACUUUGCAUCCAAACUGUCAAGACAGCAGCGGGCGCCCACGACGGGACAUCAGCACCAUCCUGCAGAUCCUGAAUGAUCUCCUGAGUGCUACCCGCCACUACCAGGGCAUGCCCGCAUCCCUCACGCAGCUCCGCUACCAGACACAGUGCGGCAGUUCAGGCUCUCCAGCACCCUCACCCCCGCCUUCCCCUCCAGCAACGUCUGAACUUGCCGGCAUCUCCUCUGAAGCUACCUCCAUGCCCUCGGUGAACCAACCCUCCCUCCACCCCCUGGUCCAAUGCCAGAGCCAGGUCCGAAUGUGCAAGCCUCUUGGUGACCGGCUGCGGCAGACGGAGAACCGGGCCACGCGCUGCAAGGUGGAGCGUCUGCAGCUGCUCAUGCAGCAGAAGCGUCUGCGCAGGAAGGCAAGGAGGGACUCCCGUGCCCCCUACCCCUGGCUGCCCAACCGCAAGGCCGGCCGCAGCAACAGCAACAGCAGCAUGUCCAGCGAGGGCUCCCUGGACCUGGACUUUGACGACUCUGUGUGGAAGCCGGACGUCAAGGCCGACAUGAAGUCGGAGUUCAUCAUGGCCUGAAACGGAAGCGGAGGGCGCGUCGUCUUAAUGGAGGAGGGAGACGAGCCGACAGAGUAUAGGGUGUUGUGUACAGGAAGGGGAACCGUGUGAAACUUCAGCCUGGUGACGACUGAGAAAAAUUCAAAGCAUUGUAUGCUUCCCUUCAACCACAGACUUGUUUCACAAAGGAAGUUAAACUGACAUUUUACCGUAAUGUCCCCGUCAGCGUAUCAUUAAGGAGAUGGACCGAAUUUCAGGUUGAUUACGCGGUGGACUUGGAUUAGACUGAUAACCGCGGAGGACGCAGAUGCACACUGUCACAAGAAGAAAAAAAAAACGCAAGAAAUGAGCAUAGCAGACUUUAAUGGUGUUGGGGUUUUUUUCUUAAUUUUUUUUUUCUUUUUCCUUUCCAAAGGAGAACACGGGGCAAACGCAGCUACCACGAAUCCAGAAAACUUCACUGGUCUUGCUGCCACCUAAUUUUAUUUUCUUUCCCACAGGGGCAUUUAAAACAAUUUUAGGAGCCAUGAAGCAGAUCUCAAAUGGGUGGGGUUAUUUCUUUUGUUUAUGCUUUUUAUUACUAUUAAUCAAUUUACUAUUUUUGAAAAAAAAAAAAAGAAAAAAUAUGUAGCAUUACCCACAUAGCAUUCAGGUUUUUGAUCUUAUGGACGAGGAGGUUUUAUUUGCACAUAUCUUUUGAUUUACAAAACUAAGAAAUGGUACAAUGCAUGUUCAACAACGCAAAUGCUUCUUAAAUGCAGCUCGGUGUAGUGACAGAGGUUUAAAGUUGGAUUUAUUCUCAGAAAACAGAAAUAAAAAACACCAAAAACAAGAAACAAAAUAUGAUGAACUGUAAAGUCAGUCAGUUUAUAUACAUAUAAAUAUAUAUAUAUACAUAUAUAUAUUUUCCUUUUUAACAUGAUACUUUAAAAAAUAGUUACUGAAUAUGGCUUGGGUGAAGCCCUGAAAUAAAUUGUGUAAGUCGUAUAGCUAUCUAAACACAGAGUUCCUUUCAGUUUGUCCUCAUAUCUGUGAAGAAAAAGGUACAUUUUAGCAUAGAGUCCAUUAAAAUAGCUCAUUCUGGCAAGGCUUUUAUUCGUUUCUCGGAAACGAUCAGGAAGAUACUGAUUAACAAACUUUGGACCCCAUCCUUCCCCAUGAUAACUACCCUGUCUUAUCUACGCGAUGCUAGUCUCUCGAGCAAACCUUUUGCAAAUUGUUCUUAAAUUGCCCUUAUUUAGGCCCCUCAGCCUGUCUCUUAGAUCAAGAAAGAGAACAAUAGGCCUGCAGUCGCCAUCUUCACCUACUCGAUAGUGCCUCACUGGUAGAUGCACUAACAUCCAAUUAGGCCUUCCACAGACCCGACAGUUCUGCUGCUAAGUGGGACUUUACUUUGCAUGCAAAUGUGUGAAUUAGCCUCACCUUUUUGUAGGAGGAAAAAAAAAAAAACGACAGAACGAGAGAAACCGGUGCUUAAAAGAAAAAAAAAAUGCAUGCAUUUCUGAGGAAAAAAAAGAAAAGAGUUGCUCAGCUGACUAGGAUUUCCUAAUUAGAGAUGACAUUACAUAUCAGUGGCGAAACAAACCAUGUGGCAGGCCUUUUUUGUUUGUGUUGGUCGUUUUUUUUUACACAGUGUUCACGGAGCAUUCCUGGACUGUGAUGAGCUUAGAGCAACUGAACUUUUUCUGCACCCAGCAAAAAGGGGUCCACAGAGCUAAACAGCAUGCCCCAGGACGUUGGACCAGUGUCUGCCCCUACUGACUUAAAACUGUACUCAAGAAUUUGUAAAAAAAAACAAAAAAAACGAACGAAAGGAAAAGUGAAAAGAAGAACACGAUUGCACUCACUGAGUUUGCAAUGAGAUUACUUGCCUAAAGGGGAACCUAGUCUUUUUUUUUUUUUCUUUUCAAGUGGCCUUAACUUUCACAAUGAGACACUUGGGGACUGGGGGACUAGAUAGGGAUGUUCCAUUUUUUUGCUGUUGUCAAUAUUCUUGAUUUGUUUUUUGUUUUUUUGCCAAAACAUCAUCAUUUUCUCCAAUUAUUUGGGCAACUCUUUGCAUUUCUUAAAGGUGGAAGCUCUAAUAUGUCAAGGCUUCUGUGCCUUAAAAAAUUGCCCUUCAGUGAUCGAGGAAAAAAAAGUUCUUCAGUAUCAUACGAGUUCUGGUAGAAUAAUAAUAAUAAUAAUAAUAUAUUUUUUGCAAGUAUUCAGCACUACCUGGAUAUAGAGGAAUGGCUUCAGGUCUCCAUACUUUGUUGUAAAAUCCUUUAAACCCUAAUCUGUCCUACCGCCAAGAAGCUGAAAAGCAACAAAUUUACAAAUCAAUUGUAAAGAAAGAAAGAAAUAAAAUGAAAAUUAGUGAGGAAGGUUCCGCUGUAGUGCUACAGCUAAAAAGUGCCCUGACUCUGAACGUCCUUUAAGGACAGGUUACUACAUGCACUUCCUCCCUCCUUCGAUAAAAGAUUUCAAAGGACAAACCCCUCCCCUCAUCUCCACCCUGACCCCCACCCAAACAUUUUUUUAAUUUCCAUAUAUGUAUGAAAUAUACUCUGUGUGUGCCUCACCUAUAUGUGAAAUGAGAAAAAAAAGAAGAAAAAUGAAAAAAAAAAUGAGUUUGAGAGCGGGACGUUUUAAGGGGUGGGGUGGGGCAGGGGGGCGUUUACAAUACAGUUUGUUGAAGUUCACAUCAUUUGAGUUGCCUGUUCUUUCUUGUAGCCAACAAUUAAAGAUAAUAACAAGAGUCAAAAAUACAAUGUUCUAGCUAUAGACCGGUGUAGCACAUGUGUGACUGUAUUAAUUUAUAAAAAACCAAAAUGGUAACUGUGAAUUAUGUAUUUCUUUGUGCAUUUUUUUAAAAAGUGGGAGAAGGCGAAGAAGGGGCAUGGCUAUGCCCCCCUGUUUUUGUUUUUGUGGAAUAUAAUGGAAAUAACCAAGUAAAAAAAAAAACAAAACAAAAGAAAAUAUCUAAAUAUAUUUUUUUCUUAAGCAAUACAUUUCAGUGUGACUUGUGAUAGGACAUUUUCUUUUUUAGGUAAUAAAUUGGAAGAAAACA